Messenger RNA from Meleagris gallopavo (turkey), 1116 nucleotides. The record is from RefSeq and is a predicted model, not a curated record. Lineage: Eukaryota; Metazoa; Chordata; Aves; Galliformes; Phasianidae.
UGACUGACAUCGUGUGGAGUGAGUAACUCCUGUGCUGCUUCUUUGUCCGCAGGUUGUGGGGACGACCCAGGGGAAUUCAGCCUAGAAGAUGCCCUUGGCACCAUGCGGCCUACACCUAAGAGACCCAGUAAGCCGGCCGGUGGGACAGGAGGGAGAGACUUUGACCUGGCUGAUUACUUCGACAGCCCCGUGGAGCCCACCAGCAAGCCAGCCAGGCCCACCGCCAGGCCCUUCCCACGGCCGGGGAAGCCAGACAAUGGCUUUUGGGAUGUUGUCCGCACCACCACCACCAAGAGGCCAAAAACAACGCAGGCCCCCCGCAAACAGAACCCAGGGAAGAAUCCUUUGGAUCUGGACUUGGCUGAUGCCCUUGGAGAUAGGGAUGAUGCGAGGGAUGGCAGGCAGCCGGCUGUGAGGCCGGAGGAAGGAUUUUCGGACAGUGACCUGGAAGGCAUUGUGGAUGAUGGCUACAGCCCUGACAAGAAGAAAGGAUCUGGAGGCAACACCGACAGCCAAGACAACCGGGUGGAAACAGGCACCAUUGCCGGCAUUGCCAGUGCCCUGGCCAUGGCACUUGUGGGGGCUGUUUCCAGCUACAUCUCCUACCAGCAGAAGAAGUUCUGCUUCAGCAUCCAACGUAAGCAGCCCCGGGUGGGGGUGGGAGGGCUGCGGGGUGGAGGAUUGCAGAGUGGGACUUGGUGUGUGGGGACACCCCUCCAGGUGAAAGCAAACCGUGCAUUGUCUGCCAAAGAGACUGAGAAGAACGCGUUGGCAGUGUUGGUUGUGGCAUCCCACCUGGCUGCCCUUGAUUCCAGUUCAUACUGAAGUGCUAGAGCAUGUCCGGUAUGGCAGCGCUCAGCAGCAGCUUUGAGGCCACAACAGUCUGCUGUCAGCUUCAAGUCUCCAUCAGACUUUGCUCUGGCCAUAUGGGACUGGUGAAGGGUGAAGGAAUUAUGCUUGGCUUUCCAGUUGAGACAUGGGAGCUAAGGAGUGUUGGUGGGUGUGAUAUUGCUGCAGUUGCAAUGUUGUGGUGGCGAUCAGCACCUGCUCUUCUGCUCUGGGCCAGCCCGCAACAGAAGUGUCCCCUUGGUGGCCUUCUAUGAUGCUGUCACAUGC